Molecule: messenger RNA, 1058 nt
Organism: Seriola dumerili (greater amberjack)
Lineage: Eukaryota; Metazoa; Chordata; Actinopteri; Carangiformes; Carangidae
Product: RING finger protein 175-like
Exons: 9
Coding region: 91-1032 (313 amino acids)
Cellular component (GO): endoplasmic reticulum membrane; Golgi membrane
Molecular function (GO): metal ion binding; ubiquitin protein ligase activity
Source: RefSeq, a predicted model, not a curated record
GCAGCUGUGAAGAGGCUGCUGUCAACGCGGUGCUAACCUAGCUGCCGGCCGUCGGCUAGCUGGCACCGGGAGAGGAUAUAAAAACAAACAAUGGCGGGCGUGCACCCACAAGACGACCUGCUGAAGAUGACACACAGAGAGAACUGGAAGGUGCAGCAUGAGCGACUGCAUGUGAAGCACAGGGGGCACGAAGCCAUGCAUGCGGAGAUGGUGCUGAUCCUCAUCGCCACGCUGGUGGUGGCUCAGAUCGUCCUGGUGCAGUGGAAGCAGCGGCACCACCGGUCGUACAAUCUGGUGACUCUGGUCCAGAUGUGGGUGGUCCCUCUUUACUUCACCAUCAAACUGUACUGGUGGAGGUUUCUGUCCAUGUGGGGAAUGUUCUCUGUCGUCACCAGCUACGUCAUUUUCAGAGCCACUCGCAAGCCCCUGUCCUGCAGGACGCCGAGGAUGGUGUACAAGUGGUUCCUGUUGAUCUACAAGCUGAGCUAUGCAGUGGGCGUCCUGGGCUACUUGGCCAUCAUGUUCACCAUGUUUGGCUUCAACGUCUUCUUCAGGAUCAAGGCAGAGGACUCUAUGGACGUAGGAGUAAUCAUGCUGUUUUAUGGUCUUUACUACGGCGUCAUGGGCAGAGACUUUGCUGAAAUCUGUUCUGACUACAUGGCCUCUACAAUCGGGUACUACAACAAGGGAGGCAUGCCCAGCAGGAGCCUGACCAACGACAUCUGCGCCGUGUGCGGUCAGAAGAUCCUGGUGGACGUGGAGGAGGAAGGAUUUAUAGAAGACACCUACCAGCUGUCCUGUGGACACUUGUUCCAUGAGUUCUGCAUCCGUGGCUGGUGCAUCGUGGGUAAGAAGCAGACCUGUCCGUACUGCAACGAGAAGGUUGACUUGAAGAGGAUGAUGAACAACCCCUGGGAGAAGACACAUGUCCUCUAUGGGCAGUUGCUUGACUGGCUCAGAUACCUGGUUGCCUGGCAACCCAUCAUCAUCGGUAUCGUUCAUGGGAUUAACUUCACACUGGGCCUUGAAUAGAGCCCAGAGGAGCGCCUCCGUAAGUA